Molecule: messenger RNA, 6529 nt
Organism: Astyanax mexicanus (Mexican tetra)
Lineage: Eukaryota; Metazoa; Chordata; Actinopteri; Characiformes; Acestrorhamphidae
Product: unconventional myosin-Vb
Exons: 34
Coding region: 461-5455 (1664 amino acids)
Biological process (GO): actin filament organization; vesicle transport along actin filament
Cellular component (GO): actin cytoskeleton; vesicle; myosin complex
Molecular function (GO): ATP binding; microfilament motor activity; actin filament binding
Source: RefSeq, a predicted model, not a curated record
AUGCUAGUAAUGCUCAAAAUGAAUGUCUGCACAUACAAACACCCGAAAAAUGAAUUUGCCAGUUAAAUUAUGUUGCCCUGUAAUUUGAAAUGUUGUAAAUCAGAGUUAUUGAAACCUUUUUCUUUCAGGAUAUAUAUUUACAUUGAAUUAUUGCCCAGCCCUAGAUAGGACAUUUAACUGCCUGUUCCUGCACUGAUGCCGGUUCAGUAGCAGUAAUUACAACUAAAUAGCCCUCUCUAUGUCCACGUGAAGAUUAACCGUUAACUUGCCAUUAAGGUUAUGGUGCCUCCCCUCCAUGCCAGAGCAAAGGGCACAGAGCCGGUGACUGAGGAACAGGGACGGAGAAAUAGAGCAGCCUGUAUUCACCUGUAUUGUUAUUAUAAAUUUAUAAAUCUACAAUCAUUUCCCCUGAGCCUUCAGCCUCAAGAAUCUAGUAUCUCAAAGUGGUCUGGGUAACAAUAUGGCAACUCCCGAACUCUACACUAAGGGAGCGAGUGUGUGGGUGCCGGAUCCUGAAGAAGUGUGGGUGUGCACGCAGCUACAGAAGGACUACAGGCCGGGAGACCAGCAACUCACACUCCUGCUCAGUGAUGGCAGAGAGGUACAAUACCCAGUGGCUCCCCCUGCUGCUCUUCCUCCUCUCAGAAACCCUGAUAUUCUGGAAGGAGAAAAUGACUUGACAGCUUUGAGCUUCCUGCAUGAACCUGCAGUGCUCCACAACCUGCGUGUGCGCUUCCUCCACUACAACAGCAUCUACACUUACUGCGGGAUUGUGCUAGUGGCCCUAAACCCAUAUGAAGAGCUGCCCAUCUAUGGAGAGGAGGUGAUUGAUGUGUACAGUGGACAGGACAUGGCUGAUAUGGAUCCUCAUAUCUUCUCUCUAGCUGAGGACGCAUACCGCACCAUGAUCAGGGAGGAGAAGAACCAGUCAAUUAUCAUUAGCGGGGAGUCAGGCUCUGGCAAAACUGUCUCUGCCAAGUUCACCAUGCGCUAUUUUGCUGUGGUGGGAGGAGCAGCUCAGCAGACCAGUGUGGAGGAGAAAGUCUUGGCCUCCAACCCCAUCAUGGAGGCUAUUGGAAAUGCUAAAACGAUUCGCAAUGAUAACAGCAGCCGGUUUGGAAAAUACAUUGAAAUCGGCUUUGGGUCUAAAGGAGAUAUAAUUGGAGCAAACAUGAGAACCUACCUGCUGGAAAAGUCCAGAGUUGUUUUUCAGGCUCCAAAAGAGAGGAACUACCACAUCUUCUAUCAGCUUUGUGCCUCCAGAGAACUACCAGAAAUGAGGGCCCUCAAACUUAGUUCUGCAGAGAACUUUAGAUACACCAGCCAAGGAAAGGACAUAAACAUUCCAGGCACAGACGAUGUCAUGGAGCUGGAGAACACUCGAAAUGCAUUGACUAUUUUGGGAGUUCAGCCUGACCAGCAAAUGGAGCUGUUUCGGAUACUAGCAGCUGUUCUGCAUCUUGGAAAUGUGAACAUCCAGGCCAGUGGCCGAGGAGGCGACCGCAGUUACAUCAAUGGUGAUGAUGGCUUCCUGGUAGUCUUUUCUAAACUGAUGGGAGUGGAGGGCUCUCAGAUGGCCCACUGGCUAUGUCAUCAGCGGCUAGCCGUGGGCGGGGAGAUGCUGGUGAAGCCCAUGUCAGGUCAGCAGGCUAAUGAUGCACGGGACGCUUUAGCUAAGCAUAUUUAUGGGCAGCUGUUUACCUGGAUUGUCCAAAGACUGAACUCAGCUCUGCGGGCCCAAAGAGAGCAGCCCAAAACCUUUAUUGGAGUUCUGGACAUAUAUGGGUUUGAGACCUUUGACAGAAACAGUUUUGAGCAAUUCUGUAUCAACUACGCUAAUGAGAAACUUCAACAGCAGUUCAACAGGCAUGUGUUUCAGUUGGAGCAGGAAGAGUAUGUGCGAGAGGAGCUGCCCUGGAACCGUAUUGAGUUCAGUGAUAACCAACCUUGCAUCACCCUUAUAGAGGGCUCACUGGGCCUGCUGGACUUGUUGGAUGAAGAGUGUAGAGUUCCUAAAGGCUCUGAUGAAAACUGGGCACGAAAACUUUAUGAUCAGCACCUGAACAACAGCCACAACUUCCGCAAGCCACGCAUGUCCAACUCAGCCUUCAUUAUACUUCACUUUGCUGACAUGGUCCAGUAUGAGUGUGUUGGCUUCUUAGAUAAGAACCGUGAUACAGUAUUUGAAGAGCCCAUCAACAUAAUGAGGGCGAGUCAGUCUGACCUGGUUGCAGAGCUGUUCCAGCAGCAGUCUGCAGGAGGCUCUAUCUCUGCCUCCUCUGUGCCUAACGGGGGUGUGCGCUCAGGAAAAAGAGCCCACCGUGAGCACAAAUUAACCGUGGGCUUCCAGUUCCGUCAAUCUCUGCAGCUCCUGAUGGACACACUCAACAGCACCACCCCUCACUAUGUCCGCUGCAUCAAACCCAACGACCUCAAGAAGUCCUUCAUGUUUGAUCCUAAGAGAGCAGUGCAGCAGUUACGAGCUUGUGGUGUGUUGGAGACAGUUCGGAUCAGUGCUGCAGGCUAUCCAUCCAGGUGGACGUACGAAGAGUUCUUUGGCCGCUACAGAGUACUACUUCGUGGCUACUCUGCUCAGGAAGAUUUACGGGUGUCGUGUCAGAACACAAUCCCUGCCCUCAUCCUGGACCCUGACCAGUACUGCUUUGGCAAAACAAAGGUGUUUUUCCGGGCAGGACAGGUGGCUGUGCUGGAGAAGCUGAGGGCUGAGAGGCUGAGGGCAGCUGGAGUACUGAUCCAGAGCUGGGUGAGAGGAUGGAUGCAGCGGCGGUGGUACCAGCAGCUGCGCAGGUCAACUCUUACUCUACAGAGAUACACUCGGGGAGCACUGGCCCGCAGAUUGGCUUGGACUCUGCGGUACACACGGGCUGCUCUGAUCAUCCAGAAGACGUUUCGUAUGGUCAUGGUGCGGCAGCUCUUCAUUUCUAUUCGAGAGGCCACCAUCACCAUCCAGGCCUUCGCUCGGGGAAUGCAGGCCCGACAUGCAUACAGAGUGCUGGUGGCAGAGCGGGCAGCGGUGCGUCUGCAGGCGUGGGUGCGCUGCUGCCUGACCCGCCGCUGGUUCAGGCGUGUGAGGGCUGCGGUGGUGCUGCUGCAGUGCUGUGUGCGCAGGAAGGCGGCUCGGAGAGAGCUGCGGAGGCUGAGGGCCGAGGCUCGUUCUGUGGAAAAGUACAGAGAACUCAACAAGGGCAUGGAGGUCAAACUCAUGCAGCUGCAGCUGCGUGCUGACCAGCAGGCCAGAGAGAGUGCAUCUCUCCGGGAAGCUCUUCGAGCUGAACGCGAGUCUAACAGCAGUGAACAGGAGCAGCUCCGCUCAGCUUUACACAAACUGCAGAAGCAGCUCCAGGAACAGAGCCACACUGCUCCCACAGUCACUGCUAAACAGGAGGAGGAGAGGAGGAGAGCUGAGGAGAGAGCAGCCCAGGAGAUACACCAACUCUCACAGGAGAUGGAGGCUCUGAAAGUGGAGAGAGACUCUUUAGAAAAGGAGAGAGAUGAACUCACCACGCGUUUACAGGAGCAGGAGAAGAAGGCUCAAGAAGAGAGCAGGCAGCAGUCGCAGGCACAGGCUGGAGCAGCAGUACAGGCUGAGCUGGAGGAGGAGCGGAGGAGAUAUCAGGGCUUGCUGAGGGAGUUUACUCGGCUAGAGCAGAGAUACGACAACCUGAGGGACAUGAGCAUGCUCCCUACUGCUGAGCGUUGGCGCGGACACAGGCGGACUGACUCCACUCAGAGUGUGUCUCUAGAGCCUCCAUCUCCCAUCUCUCCAGCCUUCAGUGGUCCACCUGACUUUUCCUCUGCUGAAGAUGGAAGGAGGAUCAGCGUCACCUCACCCUUCGAUAGGAGGCCAUGGAAUCCUGAGCCACCUUUGAAUGCAUUAAUGGAGGACCUGGGUGUGCCAAAAGCUACAGCGGAGAAGAUGCAGGGAGAAGACCUCCGUCAUGCCUACGAUGCUGUCCGGGUGGCCAACAAGUUUCUGGAGAGACAGCUUGUGACUCAGAGAGCUGAGUUAGAGCAGGAAAAAGAUGCUCUUGUGCUGCAGCUCCAGGAGGUUCAGAGAAGAGAUGCUCCAGCCAGCAAAGCUCUGAAGGAUCUAAUGGACCAGAUGGAGGUUCAGGAACAAGAGUGCCGCAGGCUGAGGAGGGAACUGAAGGAGAUGAAACACACAGUGUCACUCCGGAAAAUUCUCUCUUAUGCAGGCCCAGCCGUGUCUGCAUCUCAGGAGCCACUCUCUCCAUCUACACAGCCAAUCCCAACACUCGCUGGAUUACUGGAAUGUAGGAAGAAAGACGAGAAUAGACUUAUUAAGAAUCUAAUUACAGAUGUUCGGACUGAAGUGGCUCUCUCUCUGGACCCUGGCAUGGCAGCACGGCUGCUCUUCCUGUGUGUGCGUCAGGCAGACUUCAGCAGGGAUCACACUCGGGCCCGAGGCCUCUGCGUCGCUGUGGUUACUGCAUUUAAAACAACUUUAAAGAAACACACUGGUGAUUUGGACAUGACGGCUCUUUGGUUGAAAAAUGCCUGUGUGCUCAAAGACCUGCUCACACAGCACUCACCUACACAGGUUCAAACCUCUGGAGAGGAGGGUGGGGGAGGAGAGGAGGUGCUCCCUCUGCAGGUGGAGCUGAGGGAACAGAUCCGGACGCUUGGUGAUGUGUGUAUUCAGGCCUAUCAGCAGCUGCUCUCCAUUUCCGAAAGCCGACUACAUCCCAUCAUUGUUCCGGCCAUUUUGGAGAGCGAGACCAUUCCUGGCCUGUCGGGAGCUGUGGUGAAGCUGGUUGGCUCUCGUAAGCGUGCAGGCUCUGACCCCCGGCCGGCGGGCUCUACAGAAGCGGCCAGCAUGGCAGCAGUGCUGAAGGAACUGGGAGCACUGCACUCUGCGUUGGAGCGGCAGGGUCUGCCCCUAACCCUGAUGGAGCAGAUCUUCAGGCAGCUUGCCCACUUGCUGGCUGCCAGCACCCUAAACAGCCUGCUGCUGCGCAAGGACAUGUGCUGCUGUAACCGUGGCCUACAGAUCAGAUACAAUGUGAGCCUACUGGAGGAGUGGCUACGGAGUCGAGGAGUAUGGUCAGGAGGUGCUGCAGCCUCUCUGGAGCCCCUCAUACAGGCAGCCCAACUUCUUCAAAUGAGCAAGAAAACUGAGGCAGAUGGACAAGCUAUAGUUCAAACCUGCAAUGCUAUGUCCAGCCAGCAGAUUGUGAAGAUUUUGACGCAGUACACUCCGCAGAGUGAUCUUGAGGAAAGAGUAACACUCAAUUUCAUCCGCAUCACUCAGGGGCUGCUGAAGGGAUGCUCAGAUGGACACCCUCCUCAGCUGCUGCUGGAUGUUAGGAGGGUUUUCCCCGUUACUUUUCCCUACCUGCCGCCCUUACCUGUGAGCGCUGAGCAACUGGACAUCCCAGAGUCUCUGAAGAUCUCCUUCCUCCGCAGGGUAUAAGGGAAAUCUCCAGUAAAGUGGUGAAAAGUCUGAACAGGCUUGCACUUUCUGUAAACCCCAAACCCUGAUGUUUUGCAAAUACAGUGUGUGUUUUUAAGCUACUCGUUUGACUACUCCACAUAUUUUUUGCAGGACUUAUACUGAGUACACAUGCUAUCAAAUGUAUAGUAAAUACAUACACAAUACAAAUACAAGACGGUUUGAUACCCACUUUCCAAGUUGAGGUGAUUUUCAACCUUUUAUCAUCAGGGGAAAAAAGACUCAGUGUUAGAUGGUAUGUUUUAUAUUUCUUCACACAAUGCUGCCACUGUUAAUGAUGGUUUGUGUACAUUAUUUUAAUCUGUAAUCUUUGUGCACUUAACAGAUAGAAAACAAUGCUAUUUUUCAUUCUGUUCAUAGCAAACCCAAGCAGGUUGACAACAAAAAUUGCUUUCACAUUUUUCAUGUAACCCAAAAAAAACAAGCAUUUGUUUUUGUAAAGCUUUUAAGCAUUAUGCUGCAUUGCAUUUACUUCAGAAGUUGGAGCUGGGAAUGAUGUUAUAGCCAAGUUGAUGGUGUUCUAGUACAUUCCAAUAAGUGUACAUUAUUUCAAAAUGCUUUUCAGCUAAAGACUAAAGAGUUUACCAAAACUGGUUUGAAAAUCAUUUACAGGAGUUUUAUGGCUAUUCUAACCAAAAUAUGGCCCUUUUAUUUGUCCCUAGAUUAUCAAUUGUAAAAUUGUCAGUGACACCAAUUGAUAACAAUGUAUUUUAUGGUAUUUUGUAUCAUACAAACACCAUGAAAACAUAUUGACACAGACUUUGGACAGUACUGUGUAAACAACUGAUUUAGUGGGAUACAAGUAGAUACUAAACUGUUUAAUUACUGCUUGUAUUUCUGUUGAUGUGUGCGGCAGCUAACCUGAACACAGGUUUAGUGAGGUUCUCCCAACUGUCUUAGUAGGAAAUACAAUUUGUGGAGGGUACAAAUUCCAGGUAAAAACUUAGAGGUCCAAAAUUUAUGUUUUUUUUUUUUUUUUUUUACUUUUUUUCUUUAUACAGUCAAACUUAUCUAAUAAACAGACUAAGCCAAGUA